GACUCAGCACGGGGCAUCACCAGUUUGUGUCUAACCGUACGAGCGAACCCUAAUUGCCUAAUAGCACGUAACUCAUAAACCCAAGAAUCCCUCUUUAAAACCCUCAAAGUCGUGAGGAACUGAUCAUCAGUCGCAUUCUACACAACGAUUUGUCUUUGUUUUCACUAAUUCAUUAUUCCCUCCAGAAAUUUACUCUAAUGGCGAAGCGUUUGAUCCCAUCUUUGAAUCGCGUUUUAGUGGAGAAGAUCGUUCCUCCUUCCAAAACCACAGCCGGAAUUUUACUCCCCGAGAAAACCGCCAAGUUGAACUCUGGGAAAGUGAUUGCAGUAGGUCCGGGAGCUAAAGAUAGAGAGGGGAACCAUAUUCCUGUCUGUGUAAAGGAAGGUGAAACUGUCCUCUUACCUGAAUAUGGAGGAAUGAAUGUAAAGCUUGGUGAGAAAGAGUAUCUCUUGUAUGGAGAUCAGGAUAUAUUGGGAAUUCUGUGCGAGUAAUUCCACCCUUUGGUGACCAAGCAUAGAAGUUAUUUAGAAGGGUUCUACUGAUAAUGGUCACUAAUUGCAGUUUUAGGUUGUAGGCAGUAAAUAAAAGUUCUACUUUGUGUCGACUCUUUUAUGCUAUUGAGGCUGCAAACUCCCAUCAAAGAUUUAACAUUUAUGAAGAGUGAACUUCCGAAUUUCAAGUAUAUUCAUAUUCACCGGUGUAUUACCUAAUAAUCUUGGGGAAUUGAUUUCAUUACAUUGGCCUUCCAAUUGAUCGCAUUUGCGGUUAAAAGUGUCAUGCCCAUGCCUGUUGAAAACUGGACAAUGGUGAACUGCAUAUAUGAAACCGAGUACUUAUGGA
Molecule: messenger RNA, 840 nt
Organism: Papaver somniferum (opium poppy)
Lineage: Eukaryota; Viridiplantae; Streptophyta; Magnoliopsida; Ranunculales; Papaveraceae
Product: 10 kDa chaperonin, mitochondrial-like
Exons: 3
Coding region: 198-491 (97 amino acids)
Cellular component (GO): mitochondrial matrix
Molecular function (GO): metal ion binding; protein-folding chaperone binding; ATP binding
Source: RefSeq, a predicted model, not a curated record